Mesocestoides corti is the source of this 151-nucleotide messenger RNA. Lineage: Eukaryota; Metazoa; Platyhelminthes; Cestoda; Cyclophyllidea; Mesocestoididae. The record is from the annotation of a GenBank genome assembly.
GAGACCGCCGACUGGGCUGCAGGUGUCGGGCCGCCGAAGAAGAGGAGGACGCCCGCGAUCCCCGACCAAGCACGGACUGUUGAAACAACAGAACCGUUCUACGUCGCCGUGGACUAGGCCACCUUUUCUGGUUAAAAAGGCAGUACAAUAA